CUUUUCGGGCCAGCGUCUACUCUUCUCGUUCCUGGGACGCCAUGGAAUCUGAACGUUCCAUUUCUGCCAUUUUCAAGAACAAAAAUCAAAUACCCUUCCAAUGUUCUUAUACAUACUCGUUUUUAUUUACCGGUUGUGCUUUACUUGCUAAUAUAACGUUCGGGCAGCACACAAAGGUGCAACCGAAUUCGUGGAGAGCUGCUACCUCACAAGUACAUCUCCAUAAGUUGCGGUUGAUCAUUGGGACAUGUUCAGGUGAACUCCUCUCACCUAGCCCGAGCUCGGUCGACGACCACCGGACCAUGUCUUUUUGUCCCUCAUCUUCAACGACGGCGCCGAGUUUAUGCCAACAUUGAACCCAAAUAGUCUGACCGGUUAUUGGAUCGGACCUCAAGAACCCUAAUUCUGUCUCUCCCUCUCCGUGGUUCUGAUUCUGCAGGGAAAGAAGGCCAUUCCGCGAUGCCGACGGUUCAAGUUAGACGGGACCUUCUCUUCGUAGCUCUCGGGAGGUCUUAUAGCUGCGAGGAUCCUUCGUUACGAUCUUCUCUCAUGCUCCUUCCGCUUUCGUUUGCUUCGGCAUUUCUGAACUGCUGAAUUUCGUUGCGUUCUGUCCUAUAUCUGAAUCAGCACAAGAAGAAGAGUUCGAGUCCCCACGCUUCGAUUUUGACGACGGAAAAGACCAUAAUCAGGAAGGAAAGACACCUGGAAGAAGAAGCAUCCGAGGAUGAGGAGGUUACUUACAAGAUCGAGGUUUCUGCCAACAGGAGACGUGCAUUUCCUUUUGGCAACUUCGUUGAUAAGCAACAGAGAUUCUUUGUUUUUGUUAUUUGAAGUGAUUGAAUUUUAUGUAUCGAUUUUGUCACUGUUCCCGUCCUACAUCUGUAGUUCUACAGAGACAAUAUCUUAGCAAUGAAAAAGAUACAUUCCUCUGCAGUGCAUAAUUUAGACUGGUGUUCUUCUUAUCCUCAGGCGGCAUUGAUGAAUUAGACUUAUUUUAUUGUAAGUUCUUUCUGCGAACCAUGACCACGUUCUUUCACCAGCAUUUUUCCGUGGCUGCUUUUGAGCUUUGAGACGUUGAAAUUAAUUGAUGGAUCUUUUGAAAAUAUGAGGACUACGACAUGUAGUAGGAUGCUACAGCGCAGACAUUGUCUAUAUGAUACGAAUAAUUGUGGAGAACCAUUAUGUGAAGAAAGCUAUGAAUAUAAAGUGUUUUCUAAUUACAGUUUAGUACGAAGAAUGAACAAUUAUGUGUUAACUGUAUACAAUGUAUAUGCACUUUUAUAUGUAGAGUUUGUUGUUUAUAUGUAUGAACUUGAAAAUCCGAAAUAUCGUUCAUUUAAUCAUCCAUUCCAGUUAGAAGCUCAAAAGUUGCAAAAAUCGAUGCUAUGAAAUGAAUCAUUAUAUGGAGAAAACUGUGGAAAAAUAAAGUAACUGAUGAAAGUAUUUUCUAAUUAUAAUUCAUGGUGGAGAAUGCACAGGUAAGUGUUAAUACAAUAUACCAUGCAUAUACACUUUUAUAUGCCAGAGUUCAUUGUUUAUAUAUAUCAUAUACGAACUUAAAAAAAACAAAAAUAUCAUUCAAUUGAACAUCCUUUGAAGUGAAUUUUAUGAUAAAGCGACUACUAUGCCUAUGGCUGAACCUCUCGUUUUCUUGAUGUAGAUUAUGUUCAGGUUGAUAGCGACUUAAGGGUGUUAUUUUGCAGCCGUUGAUGAAGGUGGCCCUUGCAGUCCGUCGUUGAUGAAGGUGGCCCUUGCAGUCCGUCGUUUCAUCGCCACCUCCGUCUCCCAGGCCAAAGCGAUUGGUCGCCCCUCACAAUCGCCAUUAGCAUCACAUGUACUUCGCCUGUGCAAAGAUGGUCGCAUCCCUGAAGCCAUUGAGGCACUCAACGCAGUGGUCGACCACCGCCGGCUCGGCGUCCGGCCCGUCGUCUAUGCUUCUCUCCUACAGGCAUGCGCCAGGACCAACUUCCCACGAACUGCCGCCUCCGUUCACUCCCUCUGCGUCAAGUCCGGCCUGGACUCCGAUCGUUUCGUUGGCAACAGCCUCCUCUCUUUGUACUUCAAGUCCGGCGACGUCGCGGAAGCCCAAUGCGUGUUCGACCACUUAAGGAUCAAGGAUGUAGUUUCAUGGACGUCGAUGAUCUCGAGUUAUUCCAAGAUGAGUAGACAUCGGGAUGCUCUGACGUUGUUUGACUCGAUGCGGCAGAGCUGUAUCGUGCCUAACGAAUUUACUCUGUCGAUCAUGAUCAAGGUUUGUGCGGAAAUGAACGAUGUUAGAUUGGGUAGGUUCUUCCACCGAUUCGUAAUCGACCGAGGCUUCGACGACAACUGCAUUAUCAGUAGCGCGCUUAUUGAUAUGUAUGGCAAAUGCGGGUGUCUAGAUGAUGCGCAGAAAGUGUUUGGUGAAAUGCCCCACAGAGAUGCGGUUUCUUGGACGACUAUGAUCGCUGCCUUUGUGCAGAAGGAGAGGUACAAACAAGCGUUGGAGUGGUUUUUGCUGAUGCAGCAGAAAGAUGGUGGGGAUUCGAUGUGUGAUGGGUUUGCUUUCGGCACUGCACUGUCGGCUUGUGGGAAUUUAGGAUUAGUAGGGCCAGGAAGGCAGCUGCAUUCGAGGUUGGUUGUGGAUGGGAUUGAGGUUAAUGCCGUGAUCGGAAGCGCCCUGGUUGAUAUGUAUGGGAAAUGUGGGGACAUUUUGAUUGCACGCGAAGUGUUCAAUAGAAUGCCGCAGAAGAACAUGGUGACUUGGUGCUGCAUGCUUUGUGCAUAUUGUGAAAAUGAUGAAGGUGAAUCAGUGCUGGAGUUGUUUAGGGAGAUGCAGAGAGUUGGUAUGGGAAAUGACCAUUAUAGCUAUGGGACCAUCCUCAGGGCAUGCGCAACGCUUCAGGCCUUGAAGCAGGGCAAAGAGAUCCAUGGCAGAUUUCUUAGAACAGGUGGAGAACGUGGAAAUGUUGUUGUUGAGUCUGCUCUUAUUGACAUGUAUUCUGAAUGUGGAAGUGUACAAGAUGCACGCUGUGUUUUCCAACGGUGCCCAGUUAGGAAUAUGAUUGUUUGGAACACGAUGAUCAGGGGUCUAGCACAGAACGGCAGAGGCGUGGAUGCUUUAGAAAUAUACGAUCAGAUGGUUGAGGAAGGAAUGCUGCCAGAUUAUAUUACGUUUGUAGGUGUACUAUUCGCAUGUAGUCAUUCUGGUUUAAUUGAACAAGGAAGAAAGCAUUUCAAGUCCAUGGUUGAGAUCUACGGGAUAAGUCCCGGAAUUGAGCAUCAUGCUUGCAUGGUGGACCUUCUUGGCCGAGCAGGAGUAUUGGAAGAAGCCGAGCAUUUGAUAAAGAACUCAAAAUUCGUACAUGAUUUCUCGUUAUGGGCAGCUCUCCUUGGUUCAUGUGCUGCUCAUUCCAACUUGAGUCUAGCAGAACGAGUUGCAUCAAGGAUGAUCAAACUGAAACCAGCGAACCAUCUGAGCUACAUUCUUCUAGCAAAUCUAUACUCUGCAGUAGGCCAGUGGCAUGAUGCCGAAAGGAUGAGGAGUUUGAUGAAAGAUAGAGGGAUCAGAAAGACACCAGGAAAGAGUUGGAUUGAAGUUAAGAAGAGCUUGACUUCCUGUCCAACUUGUGAUACGAGUAGUGAGAGGACGAUAGACCUUGAAGCAGAAGCCGUCCUUAAGAAUGCCGCCGUAAACUGAGGGCGUUCAUGAACUUUGCAUUUUAAACUCGAAAACCAAAGAUGGACUUGGAUGGAGGGCUUGUUUGCCAAACAGAAUUGGGUGUGCCGGGCUAAUCUGGCUCAGCAGAAAGAGCUAGGAUCCAUGGACAAGCUUGGACCUUGUCAAACUUGUUUUUAGGCUCAAAACAAGCAUUUGGAACUAGUUUGUGAUGCUAAAACCAAAUUUUUAGCAUGGUGUUGGUGCUAUCCAGACAGGCUAUGUCUCGAGUUGUUUAACUAGUUUUUUAUGCUAAAACCAAAGUUUGACAUGGUUUUGGUCUCAUCCAGAUAGGCUGCUGCCCACUUAGAGGCACUUCUGAUAUUGUUUUGGUGAACAGCCACAAGCAGUAAGUUCCUUGUUCAUGGAAGCAACAAGCUUCUGUUGAUGGUGCCGAAGAAGGGGCUGCUAAAUGAAUGGAAGUGUUCAAACUUUGGCUAUCCAGGGAUGAAGUGCAUGCUUUGUUUACGUGUCACCAAUACCCCUUGUAGCUCUACCCCGUAUGGUCGCCAACAGAAUGAGGGAAAAGGUUCUGUGUUGAGAAGCAGUGUGACUGGAUGACGACAAAGAAGGUGGUCGAGUAAACGCAAGGCAUUUGGCUGAAGUGUGAACCGUUCUUCUUCUGUUCCAUCUCUUCGAGCCGAAAACAAUGGCAACUGAGCUUUCAGAAAGAAAGGACCAAAGAUUGUUUACGGGAUAUCACCGGAAGUGGUGAUGUUGUUACUUGAAUCCUUGCCCGCCCUUUCAGCAAUUUGUAAUUCUUUAAUUGCUGGAAUGGAACUGAUUUGUUAUUUUAUCUUUUCAA
Messenger RNA from Nymphaea colorata (pocket water lily), 4502 nucleotides. Its product is annotated as pentatricopeptide repeat-containing protein At1g03540. Gene Ontology annotation, biological process: RNA modification. NCBI's taxonomy places the organism in Eukaryota, Viridiplantae, Streptophyta, Magnoliopsida, Nymphaeales, Nymphaeaceae. Gene Ontology annotation, molecular function: RNA binding; protein binding. The transcript is spliced from 2 exons. The coding region runs from base 1739 to 3679 and encodes 646 amino acids. The record is from RefSeq and is a predicted model, not a curated record.